AUGGGUGGCCCAACCAAAGAAUUUUUCCACAUCACAAUUAAUUAUUUUAAGAAGGUUGACAAUGUCUACAAUCUGCAACUGUUUGGGGAUCUUGAUGGACAUCUUGUCCCUGUUUGUGGAGUGGAUCCAAUAGCAUCUGGUUGUUAUGAGGUAACUGGAAAGGUUGUUGCACAUAGUAUCCUCCAUGAUGGCCCAGGGUUUCUUGGGCUCUCCCCUGCUGUUGUGAAAUUCUUAUCUACAGGAUCUUUGGAUGAAGCCAAAACUGUUGUGUCAUGUGAUGAUUUACUGCCAGGGUGGAAAGUUUGUAGGUUGCGCCGAAGAUCUUCGGCGUGGAAAAUUUAUAAAUUUGCUCCAUUUUGCAUUUUCGGCACAGAAUUAUGAGGAAAUGAACUGGUGUGGCACACUGGCGUACAAAAAUUUAUUUAGUUAUGCACACUACAUUGUUUUCAACCAUUUUUGUUUGUAUUUCAGCCAUUUAAUAACGGGAAUUUGAUAGUACCUGUUCUGUCUCAUUCUAUUAAAAGUGUUGACAAUGCAACUCGGCUAAACAGGUUUGUGCAGCCACUGGCGCGUGUUACUGAACCUUAAUCAAUUCUUCGGCGCACAGGAAACAAACUUUCAACCCUGGAUUUACUGGACUUAGAUGUCAAACAGUUAUUAAAAGAACAGGUGAGAAACAGCUCUUGCUGACAAUGUAAUAAAUGAGGUAAAAAAAACCUGUACUUAUAUGCACCUUCAAUUCAUUGCAACAGGGCAUGUAUAUUACAAAACAGGGCAUGUAUAUUAUUCCUUUUUAGGUUAUAAAUAAAAAACCUGAAGAUAUUGAUCCUGUUACAAAGGAUUUGGUUAAGGAACGUAUGGUGCGUCAUGGUCUUGUUGACAUACCUAUUUCCAGCUUGAACAAAAAUAAAGCUGUUAAUGACCCUCUUGUGGCUGAAGUUGUGAUAACUUGUAUGCUUGCCCAUAAGCUGCCUAAAGUAGGCAGUCCGUUUUCACAUUAUUGCUAA
Molecule: messenger RNA, 1007 nt
Organism: Paramuricea clavata
Lineage: Eukaryota; Metazoa; Cnidaria; Anthozoa; Malacalcyonacea; Plexauridae
Source: the annotation of a GenBank genome assembly